Messenger RNA from Teleopsis dalmanni, 972 nucleotides. RefSeq names its product homeobox protein extradenticle-like. The transcript is spliced from 5 exons. The annotation marks the transcript as partial. Gene Ontology annotation, cellular component: nucleus. NCBI's taxonomy places the organism in Eukaryota, Metazoa, Arthropoda, Insecta, Diptera, Diopsidae. Gene Ontology annotation, molecular function: RNA polymerase II cis-regulatory region sequence-specific DNA binding; DNA-binding transcription factor activity, RNA polymerase II-specific. The record is from RefSeq and is a predicted model, not a curated record. Gene Ontology annotation, biological process: embryonic organ development; regulation of transcription by RNA polymerase II; neuron development.
AUGUCAGAAAGUGUACGUUCAGGUAAAUCGUCGGUACAAUCUUCUGGUACUACUUCUACGUCCUCAAAAUCGCGUUGUUCUGCUGUGAGCAAUUCAAAGAGUGAUAGUAGCAGUGGCAUAAGUAGCACUCGAAGUGGACAUACAACACCACUCAAAUUUACAAGUAUUGUUAACAAAGUGGAAUCGCUGAUUAGUAAAAUGCAUAAUGACAAACAGCAUGGCACUAAACGCACACCCAACCACAUAGAUGAUAUGCACGGCUCCAGCAAAUGUUGCACCACAACUAAAUCAAAUGAGAGACAUCGUUGCAGAAUCACAACUGUUGGCAGUGGUGCUGAUGUUGAGACAAAUAUGGAAAUGGAAAGUGUCAUUUGCAGCGAAUUUCUAUCAAUUCGUAAUACCCAGGAAGAGGAACCACCAGAUCCACAAUUGAUGCGUUUGGAUAAUAUGUUGAUUGCUGAAGGUGUUGCCGGUCCUGAGAAAGGUGGCGGUGGAGCAGCUGCUGCUUCUGCUGCUGCAGCCAGUCAAGGUUCUUCCCUGUCUAUUGAUGGAGCAGAUAAUGCCAUUGAACAUUCAGAUUAUCGUGCUAAGCUUGCUCAAAUCCGACAAAUAUACCAUCAAGAACUGGAGAAAUAUGAACAGGCAUGCAAUGAAUUCACUACUCACGUAAUGAAUCUACUCAGAGAACAGAGUCGCACCAGACCUAUAACUCCCAAAGAAAUUGAGCGUAUGGUACAAAUUAUCCACAAAAAAUUCAGCUCGAUUCAAAUGCAGUUGAAGCAGUCUACUUGCGAAGCAGUAAUGAUAUUGCGAUCACGGUUCCUAGAUGCCCGACGUAAGCGUCGUAAUUUCAGUAAGCAAGCGUCGGAAAUCUUAAACGAAUAUUUCUAUAGUCACUUGAGCAAUCCUUAUCCAUCCGAGGAAGCCAAAGAAGAAUUGGCACGUAAAUGCGGUAUAACAGUGUCACAAGUU